UACAUAAGUGCAAGCACUUUUCAAAUGUUAUUCCGGAUCGAAAACAUGUCGCUCCAAGUUGGAUUGUUAUUCGUAACGCUCCUCGUUGGAAGCUAUGCAUUCCCAGCGCAAGAGCAGAAUAAAUCGAUGUUCUUCAACCAUACGGAGCCAUUAGUUCGUAUCGUCGGAGGUACCACCGCUAGACGCGUGCCAUUCAUUGUAGCUCUAAGUACUGGAGUAUAUAUCAGAAACUUUGUCUGCGGAGGCUCUCUAAUCACCGACAGAUACGUCAUGACUGCUGCCCACUGCAUCCAAGCAGUGUUCAAUGGAGAACGUUUGCUCAAUUCUCUCCGUGCGACCGUCGGCACCAACCGUUGGAACAGCGGUGGUACUAUUUACCGUAUCGCCAGUAACAUCACUCACCCUAACUACGUACACAGCAUCAUUAAAAACGACAUUGGAUUUCUCAUCACCGCUGAAAAAGUAGUAAUGUCAACGGCAGUUCAGCCUGUUGUUCUGAACUAUGACUUUGUUGGCGCUGGCGUCGCAACCACUGUUAUUGGAUGGGGGAGAACUAGUACCAAUGGUUCGAUAUCCCGAAAUCUGCUGCAGCUCUCAGCCACCGUUAUCGAUGGCAAUCAAUGCGUAAAAGAAGUAGCCGAUCGCGCCUCACAACUCAACAUGAGAGUUUCGGCUGUCCAACCACACAUCGAAAUCUGUACUUUCCUGGCUUCUGGACGCGGCACGUGCAACGGUGAUUCCGGCAGUCCGCUGAUCCAAUCCGACCGCCAACAACAGAUCGGUUUGGUAUCUUGGGGUCUGUCGUGUGCACGCGGUGCUCCAGACAUGUUUGUACGAAUUAGUGCUUACCGUUCCUGGAUCGAGCAAAGCAUCAGAUGAAUACUAUCUAUGAAUACCAUUGAGUCUUCAAAACUUAGGAGCGUUUAUGAGAAAUGCCACUGAAAUAUAUUUUGUUGUUGA
This is a messenger RNA of Vanessa atalanta (red admiral), 960 nucleotides long. RefSeq names its product chymotrypsin-2-like. The transcript has 5 exons. Lineage: Eukaryota; Metazoa; Arthropoda; Insecta; Lepidoptera; Nymphalidae. The record is from RefSeq and is a predicted model, not a curated record. Gene Ontology annotation, molecular function: serine-type endopeptidase activity. Gene Ontology annotation, biological process: proteolysis. The coding region runs from base 25 to 879 and encodes 284 amino acids.